Messenger RNA from Nematolebias whitei (Rio pearlfish), 3390 nucleotides. It is a transcript of the gene chs1, whose product is annotated as chitin synthase 1. Gene Ontology annotation, molecular function: chitin synthase activity. The coding region runs from base 198 to 3365 and encodes 1055 amino acids. The transcript has 26 exons. Gene Ontology annotation, cellular component: cell periphery; cell septum. NCBI's taxonomy places the organism in Eukaryota, Metazoa, Chordata, Actinopteri, Cyprinodontiformes, Rivulidae. The record is from RefSeq and is a predicted model, not a curated record.
ACAGACUGACAGACACUGACAUGGGUGGAUUAUAAUAUCUGUUUCUACUCCUGGUCUUAAGUUGGAAAGGUUUUCAGAUAUUUGCGUAUUGAAGAAAAUCUGAAUUUGAACUGACGUGACGAAAGACGAAACCAGAACUGAAGAAAAUUUAUCAAGAUUUUUAGGUCACUGUUGGAGCUGUGGAGUAAACCAGCACAAUGGAGGAGCUAAAAUACAGGGGGAAGAAAAGAGAGGUUAGACACAGGGACACAUGGGAUCCGUUCCAGCUGAACCCUGUAGGAGCAGAGAAGGAGCAGAAAAGAAGAUGUUUUGUGGUGGCCCAGUACCUCGUGGCUGUAAUCGUGGGGGUGGCCGUUUUAGCCAGCGCUGUUGUUGCCAAGGGGUCCCUUUUGAUGCUGUCCACUCUAUCCAGUCCACAUUCAUUGCGCACAUCAAAGGAAAAACAAUUCUACAAGCUAAUGUUGGUGUUCUGCUUGGUCUGCCCAAACUUCCUGGUUUUUAUGAAAUCUCUGUGGCGUUGCACAUUCAAAAGUUUUGUACAACCCAACAUGAGGACCAUGGCACUUAUUUGUGUCAUUGAAUGUUUAGUGUCCCUCGGUACUUCAGUCCUGGUUCUUGUUGUCAUGCCUCAGUUUGACAUACUGACUAAUCUCUUCAUCAGUGGAGGGGUCUGUAUUGUGUCGGCAAUACUGCAGAUAAUUUUCAGACUGCAAAGAGAAACGUGGAAAAUUAUCUUCCCAAUCUGCUCCCUCAUUCUCACAAGCGCUGGUUACUGCCUCCUGGGAAUGGACUAUUACGUUCGCAUCUCAACGUAUGUGGAUCAAGAAUGCGAAAACUGUUUUGUCUACGUGGGAAUAGGAAUUUUUUCUUCUCUCCUUGUCUCCCUGUGCUGGUGGGAAAACACAAUGCAGGCCACACACAAAAUGCAGGACACGUUGUCAGAACUGGAAGGUUUCAGGGACUUUGUCUUUGUGAUCAGCAGCAUUUUGAGAAUACUCGUGAUAGGGGCGGUGUACCUCAUCUAUGAUGUGCUCAUUAAAAGAAGCUUUGAAAAUGAAUAUAGCAAAGACAAAAGCAUCGUCUGGUCGGACUUCAAUCUGCAGGAUGACGACUGGGAACUCCUACAAAUAGGACUUGUACUUUUGUUCUUACAGGCUUUCUGUGCAGCAGCCUGCCACUGGUUUGGUGUGGUGGCCUGUAAGAUCCAUGCUGUCAGGAUGAGUUUUGCUAUACCUCUAUGCUGCACGGGACCUACGGUUCUUGGGUGUCCCAUGGUGUGGUACCAGAAGUUUGAAUAUGCAGUAGGUCAUUGGCUUCAGAAGACAGCAGAGCACGUGUUUGGCUCUGUAUUGUGCAGUCCAGGAUGUUUCAGUCUGUUUCGGGGUUCUGCCCUAAUGGAUGACAACAUUCUGAAGAGAUACACAACAACUGCAACAAAAGGAGCACAAUAUGUGCAGUAUGACCAAGGGGAGGAUCGCUGGCUGUGUACCUUGCUACUACAACAAGGAUGGCGCGUCGAAUACAAUGCUGCUUCAGAUGCAUACACCAAUUCACCGCAAGAAUUCAAAGAGUUUUACAAUCAGAGGAGACGAUGGGGCCCUUCUACGCUGGCUAAUACUCUGGACCUUUUGCAUAGUGGUAAAGAAACAGUGAAGAGAAACUCGUCCAUUUCCAGACUUUACAUCUUCUAUCAGAUGUUCACUGUUGGAUCUUCUAUCCUGGGACCAGCCUCUGUAACUCUAAUGAUAGCAGGAGCUUUUCAGUUUAUCUUGAAAAUGGCUGGUACACUUUCCAUCAUCAUCGCAUGCAUUCCUCCAGUUUUCUACAUCAUCAUCUGUUUCGUUACAAAGGCAAACACCCAAAUAACUAUUGCUGCCAUUAUGAGUGUUCUCUAUGCAUUCCUCAUGACUGCAUCCUUUUUUUCCAUCAUUGGUGACAUGGUGGUGCAGGGGACAUUCUUGACCCCUACUGGCGUGUUUUUGGUUUCCAUGGCAAUUAUGUACAUGGUGACAGCUAUAUUACACCCAGAGGAGAUGGGAUUGAUUAUCUAUGGUCUGAUGUAUUUCAUCUGUAUUCCCAGUGGAUACCUCCUACUAACCAUCUACUCACUGGUUAACAUGAACAAUGUGUCUUGGGGCACAAGGGAGUCCAACAAGGGAGUGGGGGAAGAUAAGAAAAGCCAAAGUGUUCUGUGUAAGAAAGACUGUAAACUCUGCUGCUGGGACAUGAAGAUUCAAGUAACCCAGGAAACAGACAAUGUCAUGCUUCAGCAGAUCACAACUAUGACCCAGCAAACACUUCCACUUUUACCCGGCAAGAAAGAAAAACCUCUACAGGCUGCAUCAAAAGCUGAACCUAAAACCAAAGAAAAAGAUCUAGAAUCUAAAAAUCAUUUAGCUGAUAAAAACAAAGAGGAAGGGUCAAUAAGCAGUGAUGCUGCAACUACUGACAGUGGCAUUGUUGAGAAAAAGAGCCCAUUGACAAAUUUAUCUGAUGACGAAGAUGACAGGGAUAACUACUGCGGUGAUUUAGAGGAAGAAGAGGUUACUGUCAAAGAGUGGGUGGAGCCUGUGAAACAGGAGUUUCUGAAGAAGCUCACUUAUUUCAACAUGAAGAGAAAUCUACAAGCACAAAUACGAUACACACUCCGCAACAAAAUUUACGAUGAUGUGUGUGAGGAGUUGGUGCUGAUGUUAACCGACUCUCUUAACACAGAGCUCAGAGAUGUGGGGCCUGAGGACAUUUUGGAUCAACCUAGGUUAGAGAUGUUACAAGAUGAACUGACAAAACAGGCACGUCACAUCCUUAAGAACAAUCGUUUGCCUAAAUUAGAGAAGAGAGUUAAAGUCGCCAUUGAAAAAACUCUUGCCGGCCCACAAGUUCGAAGAAUAGACGAGGAGGAGAAGGACUUCUGGACGAAGCUCAUUGAGCGUUACCUGACACCGAUCAAAGAUACAGAUGAACACAAGGCGCAAGUCGACAAAGAACUGAAGUCACUUCGCAACAAGGCGGUCUUCCUGUACUUUAUCAUCAAUGUGCUGUGGGUGGUAGCCACCUUCUUCCUGCAGGCCAUUGGUAAUGAUGUCAUUAGCAUUAAGAUCCCCAAAUUUACUGCAGAUGGAAAUCAUACCGGAGAGUACCUCAAGGUGGAGCCCCUCAGUUUGAUGUUCUUGUUGUCCUUUGCCAUUCUUCUCCUCGUCCAGUUUCUGGCCAUGCUGUAUCACAGAGUCUACACCCUGAUACAUGUGGUGUCCUAUCGCGGCACAGAAAAAGACUACAAAGAGAGAGCCGAAGACCAGAAUGAAGAGGAGGACCUCACCAUGGAGAAUCAAUAUACCCUUUCUAUCACCACCGAGGACUUGUAACCUGUUGUAACAUAACAAACACAAU